Molecule: messenger RNA, 254 nt
Organism: Cylicocyclus nassatus
Lineage: Eukaryota; Metazoa; Nematoda; Chromadorea; Rhabditida; Strongylidae
Source: the annotation of a GenBank genome assembly
UCCCAAAGCGCCCUGUUGUGCACUGCUCUUGGUGAUGCUCUUCAAUUGUCGAACUCGCCGUCGCCACUGCGAGCAACCGAAGGCCAUCCUGGCAUGGAGCAUCUAAGCCCCAGCACUUUCCACAAAUUCGGGGAACAAAGCUUCUUGACGAAUUUCGAUGGGUACAGCGGCAUAAAUAUUCGAAAUAAACGUGUUGAUCAAAUGGCGUAUCUUUAAGUUUUGUUAUAACGUUUUGCGAAGAAAGUAGUUCGAUC